GCGGAUUCCAAUCUCUCCCACCAGCGCUGAAGUCAACGCGGUUUUGUGUGAGUCCGCCGACGGUCUCUGGGCUGGAAACCCACUUCUUUCUCCUAGAGUCACAUCAUGGAGAGAUACCAUGUGCUGGAGGUGAUUGGAGAAGGUUCCUUUGGAAGGGUAUAUAAAGGACGCCGCAAAUACAGUGCCCAGGUGGUGGCCUUGAAGUUUAUUCCCAAAGUGGGGCGAUCACAGAAAGAACUGAAGAAUUUGCAGCGAGAGAUUGAGAUCAUGAGGGAGCUUCAUCAUCCUAAUAUUGUGCAAAUGCUUGACAGUUUUGAAACUGACAAAGAGGUGGUAGUAGUGACAGAUUAUGCUGAAGGGGAGCUCUUUCAGAUCCUCGAAGAUGAUGGGAACCUGCCUGAGGAACAGGUGCAGGACAUUGCAUCUCAGCUAGUUUCAGCCCUUUAUUAUCUGCAUUCCCACCGGAUCCUACACCGGGACAUGAAACCUCAGAAUAUCCUGCUGGGAAAAGGGGGUGUGAUCAAACUCUGUGACUUCGGGUUUGCCCGUGCAAUGAGCAUCCAGACCAUGGUGCUGACAUCUAUUAAAGGAACUCCACUGUAUAUGUCACCCGAGCUAGUGGAGGAGAAGCCCUAUGACCACACAGCUGACCUUUGGUCAGUAGGCUGCAUUCUGUAUGAGCUGUAUGUGGGGACACCACCAUUCUAUACCAACAGCAUCUUCCAGUUGGUCAGCCUGAUUGUCAAGGACCCCAUCAAAUGGCCUAAAACUAUGAGCUCCCACUUCAAGAGCUUCUUGCAAGGCCUGCUGAUGAAGGAUCCUCGUCAGCGGUUGUCCUGGCCAGAGCUUCUCUACCAUCCAUUUAUUGCUGGGCGGGUCACUGUGAUUGAUGACACAACAGAGCAAGGCAUUGCCAAUCCCUUCACUAGCAAACUACCUCCUGAACUGCAGGCCCUGAAAGAACAGCAGACACACUCAUUGGCCCCUCACAGUGGCCAGUCAAAAAUCUUGAGGAAAGCACGGCAGAAGAUGGCCCAGGAGGCUCAGGAAAAAGAACUACUGAAAUACAAAAUUCCAUCUAAGGGGAAAAACACCAAAGGUGCUCAAAGCCACCCACACAAAAGCCAUCUUGGUCAGACAUCCACCAGGGAAGGGAGAACAGCCACCAACACUGGAGAACAGAUGAAUGAAAAGGAAACAGAGUGGGAGCAAAGAGAACCAUCCCUCACACCUCGAGAGAACCAGAUCACACAGGCUUAUGAGAAGGAGUUUCUGGAUGUGAGACCUGAAAGUGGCAGGUUAGAGUUACGAGGCAGACGUAGCAUCGAUACUGUAGAUCUAGAGACUGAGGAGUUGGAUAGCGAUGAGGAGUGGCAACACCUGAUGGAUGCCACAGAUCCUUCACAUGUUCAGUUGAGCGCUCCACUGAGUCUUCUAGGGGACCCCACCUUUGUGCAGCGCAUCCAUGCCCGGCUCAAGGAUUCUAGUCAGCAAGUCCUGGAGGGAAUGCUUGAGGGAGCAUCUCAUCUUCGUCCUGCUCUCCGUGUCAUUGGCAAUUUGCUAGGGACCCGCUGUGACUCAGAGCUGUUGUAUACCUUCUGCAGUGACAUAGAACUGGCCCAUUUCCUUGUGCAGUUAAUGGAAAGCAUCUUGGGGAACUUCAACAUUAUACCGCAGCCCUGGUAUGUCACACUGCUAACAGACCUAAUCACUGUGAUGUCGGUCUACUUUGCCAGUGAUUUCAACAGAGAACCAGGUGGGAAAAAGCAAAGUUUUCAGGCAUUCCAAAGCUCUGCUAGUCACUUUUUAGCCUUGCUGCCUACGCUGCUGGUUCAGCCAACAGAUCAAGAGGUCAGGCUGCAAGACCAAAGUCUUAAGUGCUUUACUUGCUUGUGUGAAAGCAUGGAUGUUGUCUGCCCCUCCAUCUCCAUCCCUUUCUACACCAGCUUGUUUGAAGAUCAUCGGCUGCUGUUAGAUGCCCUCUGCUGUGGUGCCAGCUUUGAACAGCCAGUCCAAAAAGUGUCACCAAAGGAGGCAAAAUCAGUGCAGGAACGGAAUGAAUGCCUGGCAGCAGCAUUUACAACAGCUGUAGCUGCAUCCUGUGGCAUCCCAGGAGGGCAUACCACAUGUCAUAAGGCCAAAAAGCAGAUUUCCCAGCAAAUAGCUGAGAAGCUGACUGAUGAAAAUAACCAGUUGCUGCCCAGACUUGUUGCAAGACUUGAGCACCCGGCCUUUUCUUUGAGCACCCUAAAGCUCCUAUAUGCGUGUUGCCAUGUCAGUCAGAAUCUGUGCCAUUACAUAGCAACUGAAGAAGUGCUGAAUUCCCUGAUAAGUCAUCUGCAUGGGAAGAUCCCACUGGCUGAACUUGCACAAGUACAGGCAGCUGAAGCCUCCCUAAGACUACUCUCCCUGCUUCUCCUCCAGUUGCAGAGUCUCCCACCACAGUCAGAUGAUGUGCUGAAAGCGGCGACAGAGCUUUUCAACCAUAUAGCAGCUACCUCUAUUUUAGGUGCUGCAGGACUGCUUCUGACCCACCUCAGCCAGUAUGGUGCUGCUGUGAAACUCAGCCGAGAAGAGGCCUUUGCAGCAAUAACUACUGCGCUCACAGAACCCACGGAGCUGUAUCUGCCACCUCCCAUGGAAACUGGCUUCUAUGAUGGUCUCAUACUCUUGCUCCUGCAACUCUUAAGCCAGGAGGAUGCAGCAGUGGUACGGGAAUUCAUUGGGUUGGACCUUUGGAGCAUUGUGUGGCAUCGCAUUGCCACGGUGCUCCACUUGACUCACGAGGAGCCAGUAAUGGAAAGUGAGACCCCAAAAGUUGACCAGGAUGCACCAGAGCCAGAGUGGAACCUCAUCUCACCACAAGGAACCUUGAUCUUCCUCCACUUUGUCCUUCACAUCUUCCAGUGUGAACCUCAUCAGUGCCUUGUCCAGCUGGCUCAGCCCAAUGGAGUUAUCAUGGCAACCCUCAACAAACUGCUUGGCCUUGACUAUCUGGAAUGCUUGGCACAGACGCAGCUACAAGAGGAUGGUGAUCCAGAGUUGGUGUCAGCUGUUGUGCUCCAAGUUUGCCAGCUCUUCUGUUUUCCCUUUGCUUUGGAUAUACAUCCUGAAACUUUAGAGCUGAUCAUGACAGGUGUGAGGGAUUUUGAGAUCCCUGCUCAGUUGCUCCAGGUCUGCAUUCACUAUCUUCCCUUUGUGGAGACUGAGCUACCAUUGAGUCUCUUGUGCCAUUUAGUGGUGGCUGAUGAGAGAGUCAUUGAGCAGGUGAUGAGGAUAGCUGCGUCUGAGCACGCGAUUGCCUUCCUAUCGGCCAUUUUGCUUUCUGACCAGGUAGCCCUCAUUGCAGACUUGCUAUCCCUGCUCACACAUGUGGCCCGUGCUGGUGCAACUUAUCUGCCUCUCCUACAGCAACUCCUGUCUGGCUCUAACAUAUCCCCCCAACCACUAAGCUGUCUUCUGUGUCACCAAGAACAACUAGUCCGUGCCAGAGCCUGCAGCCUUGUGGGUAAUCUGUUACGUCACAGACAGGACUUCCGCCAGGUUCUGUGGGACCAGGUUGGACUGUUGGAAUGUCUGCUGCAGCGUCUUUUGGAUGAGGAUGAAUAUGUGCGCUGCUCAGCCAGCUUUGCUGUUGGGAAUGCAGCCUACCAUGCCGGACCUUUUAUGCAGUCCCUUAGCAAAGCUGUUCCCUGGAUUGUCCGCCUCCUGGGUGAUCCUGUAGCUAAGACUCGUUGCAAUGCAGCUGCAGCAUUGGGAAACUUGAGCCGACAGUCGGAGUUGGGCAACUUGCUGAUCCAGAGCAGAGCACCUGAUCUUCUGUUGGAUAUGGCCUGCCAUGAUUCUCAGCCAGCUGUGCAGAAGGCAUCACUCAUUGCCCUCCGAUCCAUUGGCCAACAGCCGAAGAUCCACCAGGUGCUGGUGUCACUCAGAGCAAGUGAGAAGCUGGAAGCACUUUCCCAUAAUGAGUCCCAAGCUACUGCCUUUAGCAGCCCCCCUCCUUCAAGAAGACACUGCAAAAAAUUGAUCCACCUCCUGCAGCCCACACACACAGUGUCUCAGAAGUGAAAUGGCCCUUUAUGUGCUUGACUGCUACAGGAGAGUAGUUUUUCUAGCUGGAAUUAAAAGAAGCCAUCCCAGAGAUAAAUGGAAACUGUUUUGUGGCAUCUGAUCUGAGGUGCUUGAGUUCUUCAGAGUGAAGACCCGAUCUUGGAUGCCUUCCCAAAUCAACAGGCCAUGUAUGAAUUCUAUCCUGUAUCUUCUCCCCAUUGUGAUCCUGCCAAAAACAUACUAAGUUAGACUCUUACUGGAACAGGAGUGGCAACACCUUCAUCCAUCUCUAUGUUUCUUCUCCUGGUUUUGGUGAAUCUACAUCUCGGAAUAUGAGAAUGCCAUCUCUUCACCUUGUAUAAAGCAGGUGAGUCUUAGCCCUUAGUCCCUGAUGUUAUGCUCCCCUACUAGCUGUUAUUUGUGGAUCAAAGGUUUCAGCUUCACGUUUAUGAUGAUGACCACCUUCCUAGGACUCGAACCUGACUUCUC
Messenger RNA from Eublepharis macularius, 4539 nucleotides. It is a transcript of the gene STK36, whose product is annotated as serine/threonine kinase 36. Gene Ontology annotation, cellular component: cytoplasm. The record is from RefSeq and is a predicted model, not a curated record. Gene Ontology annotation, molecular function: ATP binding; protein kinase activity. NCBI's taxonomy places the organism in Eukaryota, Metazoa, Chordata, Lepidosauria, Squamata, Eublepharidae. Bases 106 to 4068 code for a protein of 1320 amino acids. Gene Ontology annotation, biological process: protein phosphorylation. The transcript is spliced from 27 exons.